ACGUGUCACAAUGAAUGACAACAGUGUUUUCAUUUUCGGUUCAAUCUCUAGCAAUUUUGAUACUCGCGACGCUGUAUCUUUGCUACCCUUGGAAUUAUGUUGGAAAAUAUUUUCCUACUUAGACAAACAUUCUCUGUCAAACGCCUGCAAAACUUGCAAACUGUGGCGAAGGAUUAUUUUAUCAAAGACGGAGUUGAGGAGUCGCCUAAACGAUUUCGACCUGGCCCUGAGAGUUGGCUGCGAGAGACGAGCGACUUUUUACAAAAACAACCGCAAGGUUCUGAAGAAAUUGAAACGAAAAAAUUAUUUGCCAAUGGCCAAAUGUACAGUUGAAUCUACACAGAAGACGACGUGUAAGCGGGGAGGUGAUGAUUUUGUGAUACACACGAAGAGGUACAGACUAUUCUAGAAUAUUCUAGAUUCUAGAUUAUUAUAAUAUUAUUAUUAUUAGGUAGGUAGGUAGGUGCUAUCAGAUAAGUUGGUUCAUAGGCAGUAAUUGACGGAUCUACGUUAUUUGGCAUUAUGUUAAUUAGAUGUUAGUCGUGAUCUGUCAGCUGGG
This is a messenger RNA of Aricia agestis (brown argus), 559 nucleotides long. RefSeq lists its product as uncharacterized. Lineage: Eukaryota; Metazoa; Arthropoda; Insecta; Lepidoptera; Lycaenidae. Gene Ontology annotation, molecular function: protein binding. The coding region runs from base 11 to 409 and encodes 132 amino acids. The transcript is spliced from 3 exons. The record is from RefSeq and is a predicted model, not a curated record.